Acipenser ruthenus (sterlet) is the source of this 4852-nucleotide messenger RNA. Its product is annotated as homeobox protein cut-like 2. The transcript is spliced from 22 exons. The coding region runs from base 374 to 4813 and encodes 1479 amino acids. NCBI's taxonomy places the organism in Eukaryota, Metazoa, Chordata, Actinopteri, Acipenseriformes, Acipenseridae. Gene Ontology annotation, molecular function: DNA binding. The record is from RefSeq and is a predicted model, not a curated record.
CUGAACUCCACCACGUUCGAAGUAAACAUUUCUUAAUUAAAUUGUUCUGUUUUUCCCAUUUCCAGACGGUAUUGAUCAACACGUUACGUCAGUAUUGAUAACUUUGUAAAACCAAAGUCAAGUGCAAUUGCACAGUUCAAAAUUCUCCAGGACAUCACAAAAGCAGGGUUACCGAUUUUAAUUUUUUUUCCAAACGUGCCCUUCCGCUCGCAAUGCUUCGCUAUUUCCUUUAAGUCCUGCUAUAGCUUCAUUUACUUUUGGAGACUUUUUUGUUUUCGUGGGAAAAGAAUAAUAUAGGCUGCUUAACGGAGGGAAUCCAGCCCAUAUAUUUAGUCUAGCCGGUGAGAAAAAAAUCUCUUCAAUAUCCCCCAAGAUGGCCGCCGAUGUGGGAUCGAUGUUUCAAUAUUGGAAGAAAUUUGAUCUACGGCGGCUUCAGAAAGAGCUCAACUCGGUGGCCUCGGAGCUGGCAGCAAGGCAAGAAGAAAGCGAGCACUCUCACAAGCAUUUGAUUGAACUCAGCCGGGAAUUCAAGAGAAAUGUACCAGAGGAAGUUCGGGAGAUGGUGGCACCCAUCCUUAAGAGCUUCCAGUCCCAGGUGGUAGCACUUAGUAAACGAAGCAAAGAGGCUGAAGCCGCCUUUCUGGGUGUUUACAAGCAGUUCAUUGAAGCACCAGACCCAUCUCCGGUGCUAGAAGCCGCCCACAGUCUGGAGGAGAGGCUGCAGCAGCUGCAGAGCAGCGACCCCGAGAGCCGUGCCCUCAAAGAGAUCAGCCGGCACUGGAGGAGACACCUGGAGCACCACAGCAGCCAGGUGGAGACGGAGGAAGGGCUGGUGGCUGAGCCCUCGAAGCCCCACCCCAACAGAAAGGCACUUAGAGCAGGAGAGACCCAGCUGCUGAACAAUGAGAGCAAGAAAGAAAAAGGGAUCGAAGAAGCACAGAUCAGCUUGGCAGCCAGGCUGGGGGAAGCAGAAGAGAAAAUCAAGGUCCUUCACUCAGCCCUGACAACAACCCAAACAGAGCUCCUGGACCUGAGGCGUAAAUAUGAGAAAGAAGCAGCUUCAAAAGCAGAAGAAGUGGGAUUGAUCAUGACAAAUCUGGAGGAAGCAAAUCAGAGAACAGAGACGGCACAGAGGGAGGUAGAGAGUUUACGAGAACAGCUUGCGACUGCAAACAGCACCGUCCACCUGGGCUGUCACACUGCGGAGGAGGCCAGGGGGCAGGAUAAGCGUGAGUCUCGGUGCUCAGGAUCCCGUUUGGAAGCCGCACUGGUAGCUAAAGACAGAGAGAUCAUCCAAUUACUGAAGGACGUCCAGCGUCUGCAAAUCACACUGCAGGAACUCAAGGAGAGCUCGGCCAAUCAGAUUGCAGGGAUGGAACGUCAGCUUGCGUACAAGACUGCAGCUAUAGAAAGACUUGAAGCAAAGUUACAAACACAGGCGGAUUAUGAAGAAAUUAAAACAGAGCUCAGCAUACUCAAAGCAAUGAAAUUCGCUUCAGCAAACAGCAGCUCGUCACAAGACACAUCAAAAGCAGCAGAGGGUUUGCAGCUCGACAAAGAGGCCUUUCUUCCAUCUCAGAAGUACCUGCUUGAGAAAACCAGUCUCUUACACAGCAAUGAGGAAGACCAUUCUGAAGAGGAGUCCCUGAAGGAUUCUCUGGGCACUUCGCUGUCCUUCCCGUCCCCCCUGAGACCCCCACAACCCCUGCUAGACGGCCCUCCCUCCCCCAGCUCCGGACCACCUUUGCUGACCCCUGAUCUCCCUCGCCCCUUCUCCGUCUCCCCCUUCUCCGGAGACAAGCUCCCUGUGGACCCUCUCCUCCAGAAGAAGCUGCUGCCCCCGCUCUACAAGAAAGACAGCGUUAGCCUCAUGGCCUUCCCCACCGCUCUGUAUGCGGCCAAGGCGGCCCUCGUGUCAGCCAAUCAGAGCCAGGCGAUAGCCAGUGGCGAGGCGGGGCCUCCCAGCGACCAAUCGGAAAGCGGGAGCUCCAGCGCUGGGGACGAAGAGCACGUGGAGACGACAGAGAUAGCCUAUCAGGUGAAGGAGCAGCUGCUGAAGCACAACAUCGGGCAGCGUGUUUUCGGACACUACGUACUAGGUCUGUCGCAGGGCUCUGUCAGCGAGAUCCUCGCCCGGCCCAAACCCUGGAGGAAGCUCACCGUCAAGGGGAAGGAGCCCUUCAUCAAAAUGAAGCAGUUCCUGUCCGACGAGCAGAACAUCCUGGCACUGAGGACCAUCCAGGUCCGGCAGAGAGGAAGCAUAACUCCAAGGAUCAGGACCCCGGAAACAGGAUCAGAUGAUGCCAUUAAAAACAUCCUGGAGCAAGCCAAAAAGGAAAUUCAGUCACAGAAAGGGAGCGAUGGCAAGCCCUGCUCCGUAGCCACCUCUGCGAGCAGCAGCAACGGUAGCAGCAGCAGCAGCAACAGCUCAGACGACACCAUCAAGAGCAUCCUGCAGCAGGCGCGGCGGGAGAUGCAGGCGCAGCACCAUGCCCUGCUGGAAAUCGAGUCCUGCGGCCGGGGAGCAGUUCCAGCGCCGGAGGGGCAGGGGGUGGCGGGCAAGGUGCUCCCGCUGCCCGCCUACGUCAAACAGGAGGAGGGGGGCGAGCUGCCUGCCUCUGUCUGUAGCGGCACCAUCUCAGGCAGCAGCCAGACCCCCCUCAGCGUGCUGUCCCCAGCCGCGUUUGUCCAGAAUAUCAUCCGCAAGGUGAAGUCAGAGAUUGGGGACGCAGGGACUUACUUCGACCAGCACUGGUCAGCUGAGAGGGGCCCUGUUAGCAGCAUGCCCCGUCCCUUCACUUCCGUCUCCCCUUCCCUCUCGUCCUCCUCCUCUUCCGGCUACUCAGCCAUGCCCAGGCCCUGGCCCCGCGCCGAGAAUGGAGAGAGCCUGCCCAACAGCGAGGAGGCCUCAGCAGCCGAGGAGGACCAGGGCAAGCUGGUGGAGGUGAAGUCCGAGGUGGAGGCUUCCGGCAACGGGGAGUCGGAGAGCCUGGGCCGCCUGUCCUACUACCCAUCCUACGUGCCUCGCACACUCAAGCCCACCGUGCCCCCGCUCACCCCCGAGCAGUACGAACUCUACAUGUACCGGGAGGUGGACACCCUGGAGCUCACGCGGCAGGUCAAAGAGAAGCUGGCUAAGAACGGCAUCUGCCAGAGGAUCUUCGGCGAGAAGGUGCUGGGACUGUCCCAGGGCAGUGUGAGUGACAUGCUCUCCCGACCCAAACCCUGGAGCAAGCUGACCCAGAAAGGCCGUGAGCCCUUCAUUCGCAUGCAGCUCUGGCUCGUGGAUCAGCUGGGCCAGGGACUCGUCCAGUCUGUGAACUACACCCUUGAUAAAAGCCCACUGCAGGCCCGGUCAUCUCCCUCACCCCCUCCCAGCCCUGUGGAGGACCAGCCCAGCCCCCAGGGGGAGCCGAUGAGCCUGGCACUGGAGAGCAGCAAGGAGAACCAGCAGCCAGAGACCCAGGCCUCCUCACCCACUCUGCCCAGCCACCUCCCCCACCAGCACCACACCCCGCUGGGCAUCCAGGAGCUGGUGGCCAUGUCCCCAGAGCUCGACACCUACUCCAUUACCAAGAGGGUCAAAGAAGUGUUGACAGACAACAACCUGGGGCAGCGGCUCUUUGGAGAGAGCAUUCUGGGUCUGACCCAGGGAUCAGUCUCUGACCUGCUGUCCAGACCCAAGCCCUGGCACAAGCUGAGCCUCAAGGGGCGUGAGCCCUUUGUCCGCAUGCAGCUCUGGCUCAACGACCCACACAACGUGGAGAAACUGCACGACAUGAAGAAGAUGGAGAAGAAAGCCUACCUGAAGCGGCGGUACGGCCUGCUGAGCACAGGCUCCGACAGCGACUCUCCCAGCGCUCGCUCGGACUGUGUGAGCCCCUGCCUGGCGCCAAGCGACUUCGGACACUUCAGCCAGUCCAAGAAAGCGCGCGUGGUGCUGGCAGCCGAGGAGAAGGAAGCCCUGAAGAAGGCCUACCUGCUGGAGCCCUACCCCUCCCAGCACACCAUUGAGCUGCUGGGCUCUCAGCUCAGCCUCAAGACCAACACCGUCAUCAACUGGUUCCACAACUACAGGUCUCGCAUGCGGAGGGAGGUUCUGCUGGAGGGUUACCAAGACAAUGACACGGAUCCAGAGUCCAGUAGCUACGGUGGGGGCUACCCCCACAGCACCCCCACCCCACACAGCCCCGACUCAGACACGGAGGACAGGAAACCCGUCGUGUUCCACUCCCUCAGCGAGGGCUGCGGCCUGCACGGGGAGACCCUGGUCAAGGUGAAGCAGGAGGCGCCGGAUAACUGUGAGGGAGAGGAGGAAGAGGAGGAGCAGGUAUCCACAGCCGUCAAGUUCCCCUGCCUGCUGAAAAAUGAGGAAGAGGCCGGUGACUGCCACAAGAGCCUCCGGGAGGAUGGGGCGCUGUGCAAAACUCCUUUGGGAACUCCGGGCUCCCUGCCCGAGCCGGGCCGGUCCGUUUCCAGGCAGGAGAGUGAGGAGAAGUUGGUGUCAGACCCAGUCAGCUUCAAGGCUGCCUCUGAACCUUCUCGCGGCAGCCUGGAGGUUUCUCUCAACUCCCCCUCGGCAGCCUCCUCACCCGGCCUCGUGAUGUCAGUCUCACCCGUCCCAUCGUCCUCCGCUCCCAUUUCACCCUCCCCGUCCAACGCUGCCACGAGCUCAGACCCCUCGCCGCCUGAGAACCCCAAAUCCAAUAAGAACACACAGCGGCGAAACGAGAAGAUGGCAAACCUGAACAACAUCAUCCACCGGCUAGAGAGAGCAGCCAACCGAGAGGAGACCCUGGAGUGGGAGUUUUGAAGAUUUUUUUUUUUUUUUUUUAAGUUUUGUAAACUUGAA